AUGAAGGUGUUGGGCCAAGGGGCUUAUGGCCAGGUGUUUGUGGUUGGGUCAUCUCGUCACAGAAGGGCCUACUGUCUCAAGCGAGUACCCCUACGGGAGCUUAGCCAUAGGCAGCGAGAGCAGGUGAAACAAGAGGUCCAUCUUCUAGAGACCCUCAGGGGUCAUCCUAAUAUUGUCUGGUUUCACAAGGUAUGGUGUAUAUCAUUUACGCUCAGGUAUUGCUCUUUGGGAGACCUAGGAGCUCACAUAAAGUGCUUAUGGGAGGGUGGAAAGCCUCCCAGAAGGUUAGAGGACUUAGCCAUUGAUUGGCUCAUUCAGAUGUGCCUCGCACUGCAAGCUUUGCAUUCGCGCCGGGUACUUCACCGCGAUAUGAAGACCGGGAAUGUUUUCCUCCUACGUCCAGCUAGUGUGGGAGAGGGUAGCCUGGUUCUCAAGCUCGGGGACUUCGGUGUGAGCAAGAUGCUGGGGGACCAGCCGGCGAACCCGAUGCACUCAAAAGUGGCCUUGGCCUCUACCAUGAUAGGGACGCCGGUAUACAUGUCCCCUGAGAUGUACAGGGGGAAGCCCUAUGGCUUCGAGGCCGACAUUUGGGGGCUCGGCUGUGUGCUGUACGAAGUGUUGCAUGGCCGAUACGCCUUUGAAGCUGACAGUCUGCAAGGACUGGCAUUGAAGAUCAUGCAAGGCCGGCAUGGGCCUGUCACCUGCAGUGAGGGCUUGAGAGAGCUCAUAGUGUCAAUGCUAUAUGAUAGACCCGAGGGGCGGCCGGCCCUGCAGGCGAUUCUUGCGCGGUCUAUUGUACGAGCGAGAAUCGCCCUCACUCUAGCUGGUGUUUGUUCUUGCAUCGAGUCGCACAUUGGUAGCAGGAUGGCCCAAGAGGCAUACAAGACCCUGCUGGCCCAGCUCGGGUACAUGGGGCUCCGAUGGGUUGUCGAGCCAGCCCCAGAGAGAUGCCUACCGAGAGUAACUACACAAGGCGCUGGUGAGGACUUCCCUGAGGUUGGGGGGAAGAGGUUGAAGAACUUACAGGGAGAGCUUCGUGUUUCGCCGGGGGCCACUUGGGGGGCCCACCCGGGAGGAUGCAGCGGUGCUCAUGAACCCGUACCACACCGGUCGGACAGAGAAGUUGCUGGCCAGGGUGUGACUGACCUCACUUAUCUGCUACAAUACGAUCAUAUCAGCAAAGAGAAUCUGGCCUGCCCAUUCGAGCCCGUCCGACAACUUCCUAGGCCCGCCUCCGCCGAGCUUUCCGAUCGUCACCGAGCCAACUAA
Molecule: messenger RNA, 1269 nt
Organism: Perkinsus marinus ATCC 50983
Lineage: Eukaryota; Perkinsozoa; Perkinsida; Perkinsidae
Product: serine/threonine protein kinase 2, putative
Exons: 6
Coding region: 1-1269 (422 amino acids)
Biological process (GO): protein phosphorylation
Molecular function (GO): ATP binding; protein kinase activity
Source: RefSeq, a predicted model, not a curated record